AAUUUGAUACAUAAAUCCCGAAAAACAACCAAAGAGCGAAAAACCAAGUGCCCCGCAUUAAGUUCCGGCGGAAGUUUUCCGUUUGCACGAUGGACAAGUCCAUCGUUGCCCUUCUUCUAGUUGGUCUUCUGUCUUCCUCAUUCGCUGCCCCGUCUAGUUCACAGGAUGGAUACACCAUCACAGGCCGCAUCAAGAUCGAUGGUAUUGGGUCAAAUGUUUUUGGACAAUCCUCAAAACUAUCUAACAUCAAAGUCAUACUUAAUGGUGGUCGGACUACUACUUUUGUUAGAGCAGAUGGUUACUUCUCAUUCUGCAAUGUCCCUGCUGGUACUCAUCUGAUUGAGGUGGCUGCAAUGGGUUAUUUAUUUUCUCCUGUUCGUGUUGAUAUCAGUGCUAGGAAUCCUGGUAAAAUCCAGGCAGCGUUGACUGAAAAUAGGAAAGUUCUACAGGAGUUGGUUUUGGAACCUCUAAGAGAGGAACAGUAUUAUGAGAUGAGGGAGCCAUUUUCCAUAAUGUCUAUCGUGAAAAGCCCUAUGGGUUUGAUGCUUGGUUUCAUGUUCCUUGUUGUAUUCCUCAUGCCAAAGUUGAUGGAGAAUAUGGAUCCGGAAGAAAUGAGGCGUGCUCAGGAAGAAAUGAGGAACCAAGGCGUCCCAUCUCUCUCCAACUUACUGUCUGGAAGGAGCAGUGGUUCAUAAACAGCCCAAGUAAUUCAUGUGUAAUAAAUCGGAAUUUGCUUCUUUUUUUUAAAACUACUGUGGUAAUGCUGUGCUAGUUGUAGCAGAUAUAGAUACACGAUCCCCUAUUUCAUAAGUUUU
This is a messenger RNA of Phalaenopsis equestris, 815 nucleotides long. Its product is annotated as ER membrane protein complex subunit 7 homolog. Lineage: Eukaryota; Viridiplantae; Streptophyta; Magnoliopsida; Asparagales; Orchidaceae. The record is from RefSeq and is a predicted model, not a curated record. Gene Ontology annotation, molecular function: carbohydrate binding. The coding region runs from base 90 to 695 and encodes 201 amino acids. The transcript has 7 exons. Gene Ontology annotation, cellular component: EMC complex.